AUGCGCAUACGCACGGCAGACAACACCAAUGCUCCCCCCCCCAACCCCCACCUCCCACCCCUGCUUCCCUAUCAUGCCUCCUCAGCUCUUCUCUUCGCUGUCGUCUUCACUGCGCCACCCUUCCACGUCGUCAGACGGUGCCACAGAGGAUUGUGUUGCAGCCGACGUGGCCUUCCCCCCCCCGCUGCUGCUGGUGCCUUGCGCGUCCCGCCUUGCUGUCGGGAUUGCAUCUGCGUGGCUCUUUCUAGAUACCCACACGUGCGAGCACACAUUGUGGGGGCGCGCGCUGAUCUGAGAGCGGCCAUCCUCUUCGUGUUCCUGCCGCAUCUUUCCUUUCAGCUCGACUGCCCACGCAGCAUCGUGUUGUGCGACGACGUCAGCACUCCCUCCCUCCCUCCCCAGCGUGCUGCACCCUCCGCCACAAUGAGCACGACGACGACGACAACGCAGUACACACGAUCUGCGAUACUAGCGUGGGCGAACGACGUGCUGGAGACGUCGUACGCCACCUUUCAGAACAUACCGAGCUAUGAGGUGGGCCUCUUGCUCUACGGCAUCUUCCACGGCUGCCCCUCCAGAGGCGACGCGACGGCGAACCGCCGCGGCGACACUACCGACGCUGCCGCUGCCGCAACGGCGACGAGCAGUGUUAGUGUGCCGUUGCUUUCCGCGGCGGAGCUACACAGGCACCACGAGCGACACCACGAGACGUGCAUGCGCUACCUUCAGCUUCUGCAGUUUCCAUCGAUGCCUCCCUCCACGGCACCCACCAAUCCUGCUGCUGUUGUGCUGUCGGGGACGGCGGAAGCCUCAGCUCCGAGCCCUGGCAGCACACCCGCUUCACUUUUGCCACCUCUCCCAGAUGGACACAGCGGUGCCACGUCUGCGGUGGCACAGAAGCGCAACGCCGAGCACGUUCUCGCGAUGAUCUGUGCGCUCAGCGCCGAGGAGGCGGAGCUGUCGCGCGCCGAGGCCAGCGAGACACGAACGAGUGGUGGUGGCCACACCGCCUCUGUCGUACUGCUGCUCGGGCCGUCGAUGACCCCAGCAGCGUGGCUGGCCGGUAGUGCCUUUGUGGAGGAGCUGAAGCUAUGGCGGUGGGUGCGGCUGAUGGCGGAGCGGCACCGCCGUUCGGCCCGCGCCAUUCGACGCGCCAUCUGUGCCUACCUUCAGCACGAGGUAGGCGUCGCCGCGGUGGCGCCAGCACCCGCGAAGGAUUCACAGACGGGUACGGCAAGCUGUGUCCAGUCGCGAGGUGCGUCGCCGGCGCCACGCUCACCCGUCGUCAUGAUGGAGAUGAGCGACGUGGCUGAGGUGGAGCUAGGCGACGCGCGCGGCGGUCUUCUCCCUGGCAAGAGCACGCGAGCGUUCGCAGAAGAUGAGUCUGGCGACACCGUGUUGCAGGAGAUGAAGCGCAUGCGGCCGGAGAUGCUGCCGUCGACGUCACCGGUGCCUGUCCAUGCAGUGGCAGCGGCAACCACAGCAAGGCCGGCAACGUCGAGUGUUACGCCGCUCGUCGACUCUGUGUCACCCGUGCACGCGCUUCUAUCCCCCAUCAAGGAAGUGGCAGCAGCAGGCGGUGCACGCACAGACGGUUGCAGCGCGACCGGCCUCAGCUGGACGACUUCAAGCAGCAGUGUACACGCCGCCUCUGAGGCAACCAUCACUCCGUACGUUGCACAGGCAACAGAGUUACAGUCGGCGCUUCGCACUGCCCAGGCGGCUCUCCACAAGGAGCUAGCGCUGCACCGAGCACAGCAGCAACAGUGUCCUCUCACGCUGCCGACGUCGACGUCCGGGAGUACAUCGGAGCGCUCCUCUGGCGGCGACGUGUCCGAUGACGCCGGUGCCAUGCACAAGGUGGCUCCGCUGCUGGCGCCAGCGACGAACGUGUGCGAUGCGCUGGAGGCGUCGUGCCGUCAGCGUAUGGUGAACACCGUUUGUGCCAAGACCCUCGGUGACCGAGGUGACUCAUCACCGCUGUCGCCCGUCCCCGAUACGCUCACGUGCGAUGUGUGUCCGUCCAUCAUGGCGCACGCGAUCCAGUGCAAUCUCGCUGCCAUUGACGACCUGGAAGACGUCCGCGCUCGUGCGAUCGCGGCAUGCCUCCGAAAGGAUUCCGUGGCGUUGCUUGCCGCGCUUCAGAACAUUGUAUGA
This is a messenger RNA of Leishmania major strain Friedlin, 2157 nucleotides long. RefSeq lists its product as hypothetical. The record is from RefSeq and is a predicted model, not a curated record. Bases 1 to 2157 code for a protein of 718 amino acids. Lineage: Eukaryota; Euglenozoa; Kinetoplastea; Trypanosomatida; Trypanosomatidae. The transcript has a single exon.